Grus americana (Whooping crane) is the source of this 1089-nucleotide messenger RNA. It is a transcript of the gene TMPRSS5, whose product is annotated as transmembrane serine protease 5. Gene Ontology annotation, molecular function: serine-type endopeptidase activity. Bases 26 to 952 code for a protein of 308 amino acids. Lineage: Eukaryota; Metazoa; Chordata; Aves; Gruiformes; Gruidae. The record is from RefSeq and is a predicted model, not a curated record. Gene Ontology annotation, cellular component: membrane. The transcript has 8 exons. Gene Ontology annotation, biological process: proteolysis.
GACCCAUCAGAAAGGAGUGAACCUGAUGGAUGUCAAGGUGAAUGACACACGGGAGUUUGUUCAGGUGAGACCCCACCAGGAAGGCAGCCUGGAAGACAUGUGGCAGGUCAGGAGCAGCUGUGAAUCGCAUCAAAUUGUGGCUCUGAAAUGCUCAGAGUGCGGGCUGCGCCCCGGUGCUGCACGGGUGGUCGGGGGGGCAGACAUGCCCCCAGGUCGCUGGCCCUGGCAGGUCAGCGUGUACCAGGGCUCCCAGCACCACUGCGGAGGCUCCGUGCUGGCACGCGAAUGGAUCGUCACGGCAGCUCACUGCGUGCACAGGCAGCUUCAAGCCUCCUCCUGGCUCGUUUUCACAGGCAUUAUCACCCGUGCGUCAGUCAGGCAGGAGGAUGGGGUAUCAGUAAAGAAAAUAAUUUACCACCCACUUUAUAACGACCAUAGCCUAGACUAUGACAUUGCUCUGAUGAAGCUCCAAGUCCCCCUGAAUUUCUCAGAUGCCAUCCGUGCUGUGUGUCUGCCACCCUCCCAGCAGGACCUCUUCCAGGGCACCCAGUGUUGGGUCUCCGGCUGGGGCUAUACCAGACCAGACCAAGUGCAGGUUACUGAGACACUGAAGGAAGUGCUCGUUCCCCUAAUCGGUACCAAGCGGUGCAAUAGUUCAUGCAUGUACGCAGGCGAGCUCACUGCCAGGAUGCUGUGUGCCGGCUAUCUGCAAGGGAAAAUAGAUGCAUGCCAGGGUGACAGCGGGGGCCCCCUGGUUUGCCAGGACAAAUUUGCGUGGCGCUUAGUAGGCAUCGUGAGCUGGGGCCAGGGCUGUGCUGAACCCAACCACCCUGGGGUUUAUACCAAUGUGGCUCAGCUUCUGCCAUGGAUUUAUGACAUCACUGAGGAUGCAGCUGAACAUAUGAGCAAGUUUGAAAUGGACUAUAAACACACAGCCAAGAAACAGCCCUAGGAGCAGUUAUCUGAUCCUUAUUAACAGUGAUUGCCUUUUGUCUGAACACAGUCGCCUGAGUGCAGUGCCCUGCUGAUGUCAGACCACUUCCCAGCUCCCUGUUAUUGGGGCAAAGAACUAGCUGAAAAGGAAGAGAG